Messenger RNA from Mixia osmundae IAM 14324, 840 nucleotides. RefSeq lists its product as uncharacterized. The transcript has a single exon. Lineage: Eukaryota; Fungi; Basidiomycota; Mixiomycetes; Mixiales; Mixiaceae. The coding region runs from base 1 to 840 and encodes 279 amino acids. The record is from RefSeq and is a predicted model, not a curated record.
AUGGUCUACACAAAGCAUGCUGUUGCGCUUGCUGGACUUUCAUGGGCAUUGAGCGCGGGCGCACAAUCUCUGGGCAGUCUCUCGACGAACUGUGAAGCUGCAGCCUCCGGACUCAUCUCGGGCGACUUUGCCUCCUGUAGCAAUAUCCUCGGAUUGCUGACGAUCGCCACCGGCAGCAGCUCAGCUUCCAUCGUUACACCCCUACAGGGCUACCUGACGACGCUCUGCGCAGACCCUGCUUGUUCGUCCGCCACCAUCACUGCCGCCGCCUCGUCCAUUGCAUCUGGCUGCUCGACCGAUCUGGCUUCAGGCUCAGAGACGGCGCAAUUGCUCUACGCCGUCGUCAACAACUUCAACUCGAUCAGGGACGUCGGCUGCGUCAAGGAGACUGCCAAUAACACAUACUGCCUCACACAGGUCUUGAGCGACGUUCAGACUGCGCAGGGUAGCAAUGUCACGAUCAGCACACUCGAAAGCUUGCUCACGUCUGGCAAUGGCAUCUCCUCAAUUCCAUCGUCAGCACUGUGCACAAACUGUGGCAAGGCAAUCUACAUCGUCGGCGCACCCCUGCUAGCUGCCAAUGGCACGCUCAGCAACUCGACGAUCACCUCUUCUGUCAGCUCAGAGUGCGGCGCGGACUUUGUCAAUGGCGUCUUUCCAAGCGGCAUCGAGAACGGAACAUCUACCUCAAGCUCGACGACGUCAUCCGCUAGCCCGAGCGGCACUUCAGGUUCCAGCUCAAGCUCGACGUCCGCCGCCUCUGGUCUAUUCGCAAGCUCGAGGUCAAUCGUUGCGAUGUGCGGACUGAUGCUCGCAGGCGCGCUUGCGCUGAUCGCAUAG